UCUCAUUAUCAUCAUCUUCCCUCUAAAUAAUAAUCUUUCUUCUCCCACCAUUUUCCCGACCAAUUUUUCUCUCUCCUAUUUCAGAAAACCACCCCUUCUUCUUCACCUUAUUAUAUACACAUAUAUUUUUAUAUUUAUGGACCGUCUUUUCUAUAUAUAAUCUUUCCCUCCUUUUUUUUCCUACUUUUUAGCUUUGUGUUAUGUUCAUGUACAUCAUCAUCUGAUAAAAAAAUUUCCUUGCAAAACAAAAAAAAUGGCGUACCAUCACAACCAACACUUGUUACAAGCGGAAAUGGCGGCACAAUUCGCCGGAGAUCAAACGACGUCGUCAAACCAACAACAACAACAACAACUACAGCACCACCAGCCGAGCUGGUUAACCUCGGCUUUACUCGGCUCAUCAGCCGGCGCCGGUGGAGCUAGCAACUUCUUGAACCUACACUCAGUCGAUGACUCAGCUGCGAUGUCGGCGAUUCCUUCGCAACAUGGAAAGUUGACUCACAAUGAGGAUUCCGGUAAGCCGGAGAUCGGCGACGGUGAAGUUUCAGUUGGUGGCGGAAAUAGCGGUGGAGGAGGAGGAGAGAGAGAAGGAGAGCAACAACAACAACAGGUGAAUUGGCAGAAUGCGAAGUUUAAGGCGGAGAUAUUAGGUCAUCCAUUGUACGAACAGUUGUUGUCGGCGCAUGUUGCGUGUUUAAGGAUCGCAACUCCGGUGGAUCAGUUGCCGAGAAUUGAGGCGCAACUUACGCAGUCGCAGAAUGUGGUAGCCAAGUAUUCUGCGCUUGGAAAUGGUCAUGCUAUGGUUGGUGAUGAUAAAGAGUUGGACCAAUUUAUGACACAUUAUGUUCUGUUGCUGUGUUCCUUUAAAGAACAACUACAACAACAUGUUCGUGUCCAUGCAAUGGAAGCUGUGAUGGCAUGCUGGGAAAUUGAACAAUCUCUUCAAAGCUUGACAGGAGUUUCUCCUGGUGAAGGCACAGGGGCAACUAUGUCUGAUGACGAAGAUGAUCCCAUAGACAGUGAUAGUAACUUGUUCGAUGGAGGGUUGGAUGGUCCAGAUACCAUGGGAUUUGGACCUCUCAUCCCAACAGAGAGUGAAAGGUCACUUAUGGAGCGUGUGAGGCAAGAGUUGAAGCAUGAGCUAAAACAGGGAUACAAGGACAAAAUCGUGGACAUAAGAGAAGAAAUCUUGCGCAAAAGAAGAGCAGGAAAACUACCUGGAGACACAACCUCCGUCUUAAAGGCGUGGUGGCAGUCACAUUCUAAGUGGCCAUACCCAACAGAGGAGGACAAGGCAAGGUUGGUGCAGGAGACAGGCCUGCAGCUAAAGCAGAUCAACAAUUGGUUCAUCAAUCAGAGGAAGCGGAACUGGCAUAGUAACCCUUCAAGUUCUACUGCAUUAAAGAGUAAACGCAAAAGGUAAAACAGUGGAUAUAGUUUCGUGUAGAUGAAGAACAAAGCUGGAAAUCAUCUGAAUUUUGUGCCUUUUAACAUGAUUCUAUGAUGUCGUGGGACAUUGAAGGACUUAGCAGUGGCAAACAAUUCCAUCAAUGCCACAUGAAGGUGUAUAUGGGCAUAUAGGGUGAAUGGUCUUUCUUAUAUAUCAAAUCAUCCACAGGGUGCUGUCGUAUCAGUAGGAAGAUUUGCUGAAUGAUAGGAAUGAAAAUAUAUAAUAUAUAUAUAUCAGAUGAAGUGCAGUAAGAAACUAAGAAUCACCAAUCUUUGGCGAUUCUAUAUUUUUGUAACCUUUUAUAUAUAGUAUUUGAAUCAAAAACACUUGUGAGGGUGUGGAUGUACAGAUUAAGCAGUUUAUUGUUCAGUUUACUACAUAUAGUUGAGUUAUGGAACAAAAGAUUACUACAUUGUCUACAUAUAUCUUCAUAUGAUAUAUUGUAGUAUGAAGUUGUAGCAACCCAGAUUUCGAAUGCUAUCUCUUGAAAGCAUCACCUGUAAUUAAAGAUUUUCUUAUCUUUGA
This is a messenger RNA of Beta vulgaris subsp. vulgaris (sugar beet), 1975 nucleotides long. Its product is annotated as homeobox protein knotted-1-like 3. Lineage: Eukaryota; Viridiplantae; Streptophyta; Magnoliopsida; Caryophyllales; Amaranthaceae. Gene Ontology annotation, molecular function: DNA binding. The transcript is spliced from 6 exons. Gene Ontology annotation, biological process: regulation of DNA-templated transcription. The record is from RefSeq and is a predicted model, not a curated record. Bases 254 to 1423 code for a protein of 389 amino acids. Gene Ontology annotation, cellular component: nucleus.